Molecule: messenger RNA, 1644 nt
Organism: Xenopus tropicalis (tropical clawed frog)
Lineage: Eukaryota; Metazoa; Chordata; Amphibia; Anura; Pipidae
Gene: ccdc185
Product: coiled-coil domain containing 185
Exons: 1
Coding region: 1-1644 (547 amino acids)
Source: RefSeq, a predicted model, not a curated record
AUGGAACGUAGUGGGCGCCGAUCCCCCAACUUACACUUGGAUCUGUAUAACUUCCAGGAGGGCAAUGACAGCCGCUAUGUGCUCACCAGCCCCCGCUCCCUGGAGGCCUGUGCCCGGCUGGCCGUCAGACCCGUCGAUCUCCUUCCCAGGUCAGUGGGGGAAGUGGCGGAGCAGCACCCGGGGGCCGGGCAGGGGCAGCUCAACCAUCUGUGGGAGGAAUACGAGGAGGAGCGAAGGAGCAGACUGAGGCUGUGCAAGCAGCUACGGGCACAGAUAGUGCAGGGGGAUCCCAGAGCAGGAGGGCCCCAUGGGGCCAAAGAACUAGAAAUCCAGAAUGAUGGGGCCCUAGUGAAGCCCAGAGACUGGCCUACAUAUAAGGGGGGCACAGGUCACCCCAUGAUCUAUUCUACCCAAUCAAAUGCAGGGGGGACCCUCCCAAGAGAAAGAGAUUUCCCAGCAGCACCCUCCUCCCGUCGUUCCAUGAUGGGCCCCACCCACCCCGGGCCCUGGCGCCUCAGGAGAAGUCUGAGCCUGGGGGAUCUGACGGCCCCGGAGCUGCAGGUGAGACAGCUGGCGAGAGACGUGGAGCGAGAGGCCCGGGUGUGCGUCUCCCAGAGAGAUAAGAAGAUUGCAGCGCUCAUGUUGGCCAAGUACAGGGAGGAGGAUCUGGCCCAGGAGAGGAAGCUCAGGGCCCAGCGAGCCUGGCGGGGGUUAUUAGCCGAAGAGCAGAGGCUGAAAGAGGCGCUGAGUAAAGCAGAUUGGAUGAACCUGCAGCUCGGGGGGGUAUGGAGGAGACGGUCAAGGAGCUCCAGUGACCGCAGAGGGGAUCUCACCUCAGAGUAUUGGAGAGAAAAGACUGGCGCUAAUGUGGGAUCCACAAGUGGAAUAGAUAAUAAGAUCCACCUGGAGGAGCCCACAGCGACACAUGAAGAGUUUAACAACCCCGUCUUUGAGCAGCGCAUGUCCCAGGCCUUCAGGUUCCGGCUGAUGAAAGAACUGCAGAACAAGCAGAACCUGCAGGUGAAGAACCAGUACGAAAGGCUGAGGCACAGCAGGCUGAAGGAGAAGGUGGAUAUCCAAGCCAAAGCCGAGGAGCAGUGUAAGCGGAUGCAGAUCAAGCAGAAGGAGCGCAAGUCUCAGCAGCUUUAUGGGCAGUUACUUGUAGAGAGGAGCAAGGAGCUGAGAGAGAAGGCGGCCAAGGAGGAAGAGCUGCUGCUUCUGGCCAAACUCAGGGUCGAGCAACAGGAGAAGGAGCAGAUGAAAUACAAAGCCAUGUUGGCCAAGCUCACAGACCAGAAGAUCCAACAGGCCAAGGAUUCCCUGGACAAGAGCAUUCAGAUUCGGGCAGAGAGGACCCGAGAGGUGAACACCAUGAAGGAGAAGGUCCAUCAGCUGCUGAAACAGAAAGUGGAGGAACAGGACGAAAACUACAGGAAGCAAAUGAAAUAUCUGAUCAGGGAAAAGGACUGGAGAUGUGCCCAGUUGCUGAAAGAGAAAGAGGCCACAGUGGAACAGGGCAAGAAAACUGCAAUGGCUUCCUUCCAAAUGAGGGAGAAAAUCAGAGAGCAGACCAGGAGCCGGACCUUCGACCAAAUGGUGAGGCAGGCAGAGAUGAACGCGAGUCUGCUCAGAUACACCUCAUAG